Molecule: messenger RNA, 2291 nt
Organism: Gadus morhua (Atlantic cod)
Lineage: Eukaryota; Metazoa; Chordata; Actinopteri; Gadiformes; Gadidae
Product: odorant receptor 131-2-like
Exons: 1
Coding region: 1071-2012 (313 amino acids)
Biological process (GO): G protein-coupled receptor signaling pathway; detection of chemical stimulus involved in sensory perception of smell
Cellular component (GO): membrane
Molecular function (GO): odorant binding; olfactory receptor activity; G protein-coupled receptor activity
Source: RefSeq, a predicted model, not a curated record
UGGAGUUGUAUCUCAGAGAGAGUUCCCUCUGGCUGUGUUCCUGUAAUAAUAGCCUAAACUUGCUCAGUGAGGAAGGCGCUGCUGAAACGUUUUUGCCUAGCCUUGAGUAUUCCCACUGUGAAUCCCAUUGUUUAUGGGAAGGGGUGAUGUAUGAGGGUAGGGCACUUUGAGCCCUAGACAAGGGCUCAAAAUGAACAAAGAACAAGAACAAAGCUUCAGUUCAGCGUUGAUGGAUCUACCUUCGGGAUUUCGUCCAUCUUUUUACUUCCUGCCCAAUGGCCAGUUAAAGACAAAAGACAUGGAAAUUUAGCCUCUUAAUUAUUCUCAUAGGUCCUGAAAUUCCCGUGAUGAGGAGCCACCACUUCCGGCGGCUCAUCUUCUCCGGCUGUUUCUGCCUCUGUUGACCAUUCAGGGUAGCUCCCAGAAUGUUCCGGGAAGCCCUACACAUGAUUUUCAGUAAAAGUUUUAUUGAUCCUCGUGAAUCCUUUGCCUGUGCUAUCAGGCACCAGCCUUCACCGUCCACUGUCCCUGAAACUGCUACCAGGCCUCCAGAACUUCAAACCCCUCUAUACUAUCAUCCGUAUUUUCGCAGCGCAGGGUCUGUUUGUGUGAGGAAACGGAGGAAACAGAUUAUUCAAAAUCAACGCGUCUUCUCCUGGGGGAGUGUGGACUCUUUCCGAACUGCCCUUCACUACACAUGGUAGUAAAGAACUACAAAUCCCAGCCAUCAAAAAACAAAGAUCCCAUCGGAGUAAGACCACGUCAUUUAUUCAUGGCCAAGAUGAAUAAAACACGAUUGUGUGGUAUUUUCUCUGUGAAAUGAGGAGCACCAACUCAAGUAAGAGCUCUGCAUUUAUUAAGCUAUGGAGGCAGUUUGUAGCUGUACAAUGAGGCAGAUUCUAAAUUUAUAUUUGUAUUUAACAUUUUGCAUCCCUUCACCUAUUUCCGUUUGUCAUGUAUUGAAAUGAAAGUUAAGUUUAGUUAAAUAAAGGAUUUUUAGAUAUAUUACUGAAACUAGACGGUGUGAAUAUUAUACAAUUUCUUUGUCAUUUUUAGGUUCACAAUUCAACAUGCAGACUGGACUCUCGGGCAAUUCAACAUCUUCCCCCCCUUUUCCUAUCAUCAAGGUGUGUGUGAUGGUUCCCUUCUUCUCCAUCUUCCUCUUCUGUAUCGUACUCAUGCUCUACAUCUUCGCAUCUAACCGGCACUUCAUGGACAGCACUCGCUACAUCUUGUUUGCCUUCAUGCUGGUCAACGACGCCCUAGUAAUGUUGUCCUCUGUACUGCUCUUGUUCCUGGCUGCCGCCCAGGCGAGGUUCCCCAUUGUCUUCUGUGCCCCCCUGCUGUUUUUCUCCACUGCUUCCUUCCUCAACACCCCUCUCAUCCUAGCUACCAUGUCCCUGGAGCGCUACGUGGCUAUCAUGUACCCACUGCAGUGCCCACCUGCGUGGCGGUCCGACCGCGUCUGGAUCAUCUUGCUGUGCCUGUGGCUCAUCAGCUGUGUCCUCCCCACGGUGGACUUCUCCAUAGCGGGGGCUCGUCCCCACGUGGACGUCCUCUCCACGCCCGUCUAUUGCAGCACCGUGGUGCUCAACUCCUCUCCCGUGCAGACUCUGUUCAAGGUCUCUCUGAAUGGGUUUUUCUUCGGGGCGGUGGCGCUCAUGAUCCUCUACACCUACAUCAAGAUCCUCCUGGAGACCAAGAAGAUGAGGCAGGACAGGGCCUCUGUGAACAAAGCCAUGCACACCGUGCUGCUCCACGGCUUUCAGCUGCUGCUCUGCCUCUUGGCCUUCACUAAUCCCAUCUCUGAACAGCUCCUCGUGCUGCACGCCAACUGGUUACCCGACGACAUCUACUUCUUCAACUACUUCUGUUUUAUCCUCAUCCCGCGUUUCCUCAGCCCACUCAUCUACGGCUGGCGGGACAAGAGCCUGAGAGACCACAUGAGAAGAGCAGCUCUGUGCUGCUCUUGUGGCUUCAGGACGCGUGACACGGAGAAGACAUUGUCAUAAUUCAUAAAUCUAGCAUAUUUACAGUUUCAAGAUGGGCUUUUGUAGCGGGGCCAGGUUCAGGGAUCUAUAUGAAGCGACAACUGUGUAAGAAGUUUAGAUAUUUUGUAUAAAUUGUGUGCCAAACAAGGCAAAUCUAUUUAUAUAGCAACCUUCAAAAAGAAAGGACAUUCAGUGUGCCUUGGAGCUAAAGACAAUAAAAUGGUAGCAUUGAUGCCAUAAUCGAUAAUGUUUCUUAAUUUCAAGGGCUAAUUUGAAGAUAAGCAUACUAAUUCUGAAUGU